This is a messenger RNA of Penaeus vannamei (Pacific white shrimp), 1044 nucleotides long. NCBI's taxonomy places the organism in Eukaryota, Metazoa, Arthropoda, Malacostraca, Decapoda, Penaeidae. The record is from RefSeq and is a predicted model, not a curated record.
AUGCAACAAAUCAAAAAGUCCUUGAAGGAAAGCGAAACUGCCCCACCAAAGGAGGAAGAGGUGAAGCCUGCAGGUGUAAGUGAAACAAUAUCAGAUGAACCUUUAGCACCUCCUCAAAUCUCUAUGUCAUCAUCACUAACGGAAGCUGACAUGGAGGUGUCAGAACUGUUUUCACAUGACGAGUCCUUCUGUCCGAUAAAAGAGUCCAAAAGUGACAUCAUUGGCAUUAAAGGUGCAAAAUGUAUUGAGCAAAAUGAUGAAGAAGAGGCUCCAGUUACUGAAAAAGAGGAUGAAACCACUAAUGACGAUGAAAUGCUCCCUGAAUCUGACAAAAAGAAUGAAUUAGAAUACGAUGUUAAUGAUGAAAAAGAUGAAUCCAAAGAGGAAAUUCCUGAGGAUUGUGUAUCUGAACAAAAGGAUGAAACUCCACCAGAAUUGCCCAAACAGACAUCACCUCAGGUUGAUGAACAAUGUACCCCUUCAGUAUUCAAGAUGGUGGAACAUUUUGCUCAGCGAAUUCAGGCAGAACAGCAGCUGAUUGAGCGACCAGUGAGUCCAAAGACUGAAAAUGUACUGCGAAGAUCGAGAUGGAGUCAGAUAUAUGAUGAUCCUGUGCUAAAGAUACACUGUCAGAGUAGCGAGCAGCAACCCCCUGAAGACCCAGAAGCAUCAAAUGAUCUUGCGAGUGUACAACGGAAAAUAUCCGAGAUUCAGGAGGGAGUUACCAUGAAAUCUAGUGACACGAAUCUAGAAGACGCCCAGACAGAGGAUGGUCCUCUGAACAGGAUGCCAAUGACUUCCUGCGCCUGUACUCAACGUCUCCCACCAUGGAUGAUAAACCUGAAGACGAAGGGAAUUGAACAAACGUCUCAUCCCAAUGAUGAACGUUUUGAGGAAACUAUGUUUGAGUUAUCAGACGAUGAAGAACAAAAGAAAUCUGAAGUCCACGUUGAUGUUAGUAAAAGCAGUGCUGCAAAACCAGAGCCUGUGAAAAAGGAAAGUGAUACGGAUGUUGUUGUGAAGAUGCGAAAGCCAGAAAUCUAG